CCUUCUCCCCCCCUCUCCCUGGACCUCAUGCUGGGCCAUCACCUUUCUUACACCAGUACAUUCAUUUUAAAUCCUCGAGGGAGAAUCACCUGUCGUUCUACUCCUCACCAGCAGAGGAAACCAAAACAACUACCAUCUUGAAGUCUGGCCAACUUACGUUCUGUUUCGCUCCACUGCGGUGAGGAUGGUGUGGAUCAGCCUACGGAUUCCUGCUAAUGAGGAACAAGGAGAAUCAUAGCAGAUUGGAAUGUAUAGUUAAAAUAGUAUUUAACCCCAGUGUAGUGUACAACCCCAGUGUAGUGUAUAAUACCUCCAGUGUAGUGUAUAAUAACUCCAGUGUAGUGUAUAACUCCAGUGUAGUGUAUAAUAACUCCAGUGUAGUGUAUAACUCCAGUGUAGUGUACAACCCCAGUGUAGUGUAUAAUACCUCCAGUGUAGUGUACAACUCCAGUGUAGUGUACAAUAACUCCAGUGUAGUGUAUAACUCCAGUGUAGUAUAUAAUAACUCCAGUGUAGUGUAUAACUUCAGUGUAGUGUACAACUCCAGUGUAGUGUACAACUCCAGUGUAGUGUACAAUAACUCCAGUGUAGUGUAUAACUCCAGUGUAGUAUAUAAUAACUCCAGUGUAGUGUAUAACUCCAGUGUAGUGUAUAACUCCAGUGUAGUGUAUAACUCCAGUGUAGUAUGUAACUCCAGUAAAGUGUAUAACUCCAGUGUAGUGUAUAAUAACUCCAGUGUAGUGUAUAACUCCAGUGUGGUGUAUAACUCCAGUGUGGUGUAUAAUAACUCCAGUAUACUAUAUAACUCCAGUGUAGUGUAUAACUCCAGUGUAGUGUAUAAUAACUCUAGUGUAGUGUAUAAUAACUCCAGUGUAGUGUAUAAUAACUCCAGUGUAGUGUAUAAUAACUCCAGUGUAGUGUAUAACUCCAGUGUGGUGUAUAAUAACUCCAGUAUACUAUAUAACUCCAGUGUAGUGUAUAACUCCAGUGUAGUGUAUAAUAACUCUAGUGUAGUGUAUAAUAACUCCAGUGUAGUGUAUAAUAACGCCAGUAUACUAUAUAACUCCAGUGUAGUGUAUAACUCCAGUGUAGUGUAUAACUCCAGUGUAUUGUAUAAUAACUCCAGUGUAGUGUAUAACUCCAGUGUAGUGUAUAACUCCAGUGUAGUGUAUAAUAACUCCAGUGUGGUGUAUAAUAACUCCAGUGUAGUGUAUAAUAACUCCAGUGUAGUAUAUAAUAACUCCAGUGUGGUGUAUAAUAACUCCAGUGUGGUGUAUAAUAACUCCAGUGUAGUGUAUAAUAACUCCAGUGUAGUAUAUAAUAACUCCAGUGUGGUGUAUAACUCCAGUGUAGUGUAUAAAUCCAGUGUAGUGUAUAACUCCAGUGUAGUGUAUAACUCCAGUGUAGUAUAUAACCCCAGUGUAGUAUAUAACUUCAGUGUAGUGUAUAACUCCAGUGUAGUGUAUAAUAACUCCAGUGUAGUGUAUAAUAACUCCAGUGUAGUGUAUAAUAACUCCAGUGUAGUGUAUAACUCCAGUGUAGUAUAUAAUAACUCCAGUGUAGUGUAUAAUAACUCCAGUGUAGUGUAUAACUCCAGUGUAGUGUAUAACUCCAGUGUAUUGUAUAACUCCAGUGUAGUAUAUAACCCCAGUGUAGUAUAUAACUUCAGUGUAGUGUAUAACUCCAGUGUGGUGUAUAAUAACUCCAGUGUAGUGUAUAACUCCAGUGUAGUGUAUAACUCCAGUGUAGUGUAUAAUAACUCCAGUGUAGUAUAUAACUUCAGUGUAGUGUAUAAUAACUCCAGUGUAGUAUAUAAUAACUCCAGUGUAGUAUAUAACUUCAGUGUAGUGUAUAACUCCAGUGUAGUGUAUAAUAACUCCAGUGUAGUGUAUAAUAACUCCAGUGUGGUGUAUAAUAACUCCAGUGUAGUGUAUAACUCCAGUGUAGUGUAUAACUCCAGUGUAGUGUAUAACUCCAGUGUAGUGUAUAAUAACUCCAGUGUAGUAUAUAAUAACUCCAGUGUAGUGUAUAACUCCAGCGUAGUAUAUAACUUCAGUGUAGUGUAUAACUCCAGUGUAGUGUAUAACUCCAGUGUAGUGUAUAACUCCAGUGUAGUGUAUAACUCCAGUGUAGUAUAUAAUAACUCCAGUGUAGUAUAUAAUAACUCCAGUGUAGUGUAUAACUCCAGUGUAGUAUAUAAUAACUCCAGUGUAGUUUAUAAUAACUCCAGUGUAGUGUAUAACUCCAGUGUAGUACAUAAUAACUCCAGUGUAGUUUAUAAUAACUCCAGUGUAUUGUAUAAUAACUCCAGUGUAGUGUAUAACUCCAGUGUAGUGUAUAACUCCAGCCCAGUCUGCUGAUAUCGGGUCAUGUUAUCUUCCAUUUUAGUUUUUACUUUCAGGUUGAACAUUAUCGAGAUUAUAUAAAACGGCAUUGUUGGUUGAGGGCUUGUAAGUAAGCAUUUCACGGUAAGAUCUACACCUGUUGUAUUCGGCGCAUGUGACUAAUAAAAUUUGAU
Molecule: messenger RNA, 2518 nt
Organism: Oncorhynchus mykiss (rainbow trout)
Lineage: Eukaryota; Metazoa; Chordata; Actinopteri; Salmoniformes; Salmonidae
Source: RefSeq, a predicted model, not a curated record